UUAAAUUAGGGUUUAUGAAAGGAUUCGACAAUGACAGCUGCCCUACCUUCCUCCUGGCAAAGUUUUGGGUAAAGGAAGAAGAUUCGUUUCUCUUCUAAUAUUACUCUUUUCUUUUUUGCUUUAAUUUUUUCCCCUGAAUAUUUCUUCUGCUAUAAAUAUCACAAACAGAAAGAACCCAGAAGUCAACUGCCAAGUGCUCCACCAAGUAUGAUAAAUAACUCCUCCUUCUGUGCAGAAGAACUCCGCAAGUCCGCAUCCCUUUCGGAUAGCGCUCUUAGCUGCCAAGCUUCGUUGAGACAGAGAUAUGAAUAAUGGGUAUAGUUGAGAAUGUCUCUAUUGUUCAAAGUCUGCAACUUUUCGAGGAGUGGAGUGAGCUGCUGUUGAAGCAGAGAGUUGAUGAUGAUAAUCCAGGCAUUCUUCAUGAAAGCGUUGGCAACUUCGCUGAAGAGGCAGACCCAUUUCGGUACACUGAAAACCCGCUUCAACUUUCCACCGCGCACAAGCUUCUGUGUCUCAAAUCAUGCCCUGGCCCUAAGGAGCGAGGACGACCCUGAUGUCCACCACUUGUUUGAUGAAAGUCCCGAGGGGGCACGCUGCAGCAAUCGCUUGCUCUUUGAGCGCUCUCGCAAUAAUAGACACUCCGAGGUUCUGAGCCUCUUCAUGGGUGUUCAUCGUUCUGGUCUUCCUGUUGAUGGAUCGACCAUUUCUUGCGUGCUCAAAGCUUGUGCAUACUCGCUUGAUCAAAAUUUUGGUGUUCAGAUUCAUGGCCAUUGUACCAAGUGCGGAUUUUUGAACGAUGUGAGCGUUGGUACUUCCAUGGUUGAUAUGUACUUCAAGAAUGGGAGCGUGGAGAGAGGGAGGAGAUUGUUCGAUCAAAUGGGGGAAAGAAACGUUGUUUCAUGGACAUCUUUGCUCACCGGUUAUGCGCAGAAUGGUUUGGAUGCUGAGGUGCUGCGAUUGUUCGUUGGAAUGCAAUCAGAAGGGGUUCAACCUGGACCUUUUACUUUUGCCACGGUUAUUGGGUCACUAUCGGGUGAAAGAAUGGUUGAGAAGGGACUCCAACUUCAGGCUGCAGCAAUAAAGAACGGGUUUCAAACAGCUACACCAGUUUGCAAUUCUUUGGUCAGCAUCUACUCAAAAUCUGGAAGGAUUAGGGAAGCGAAAGCAGUAUUUGAUCGUUUAUCUGAUAGGACUGCAGUUAGUUGGAAUAGUAUGGUUGCUGGUUAUGCAACCAAUGGACUGCAUUCCGAAGCACUUGAGAUAUUUCACCACAUGAGACUUGUUAAUGCCAAGCCAAGCAACAUGACUUUUGCUGCUGUAAUCAAGCUCUGCACCAGUAUUAAAGAACUGGGCUUUCAACAGCAGCUACAUUGCUUGGUACUGAAAACUGGGUUUGAAUUCGACCAGCAUAUCAGGAUAGCCCUCAUGGUUGGUUAUAGCAAGUGCAAGGUAAUGGAUGAUGCUUUUGAGAUAUUCUCAGCUUUGGGUGAAGAAGCUCGUAAUGUGGUGGCAUGGACUGCUAUGAUCAGUGGCUACCUGCAAAAUGGAAAGGCAAAGAGAGCUGUGGAGCUUUUCCUUCAAAUGAACAGGGAAAGUGUUAAGCCGAAUGAGUUUACGUAUUCCACAAUCCUCUCAGCUCAGCCGAUGGUUUCUCCUCAUCAAGUUCACGCACAAGCUAUCAAAGCGAACUCUGAGAAGUCUCCCACAGUUGGAACUGCACUCUUGGACACCUAUGUGAAAUUAGGAGAAGUUGACGAAGGUUCAAAGGUUUUCGACAGGAUAGAGAAGAAGGAUAUCGUCGCAUGGUCAGCCAUGGUAGCUGGAUAUGCUCUGAAAAGAGAUACAGAGGCUGCUGUCAAGACGUUUGUUGAGAUGGCGGAACAUGGUAUCAAGCCUAACGAGUAUACCUUCUCCAGCGUCAUAAAUGCGUGUGCUUCUUCAAUGGCGCCAGUACAGCAGGGGAAACAGCUUCACGCCUGGUCAAUAAAGUCAACAUUCAACAAUGCUUUCUGUGUGAGCAGUGCUCUUGUCACCAUGUACGCCAAAACUGGCGACAUUCUGAGUGCUAACGAAGUUUUCAGAAGGCAGCAGGACAGAGAUUUGGUGUCGUGGAAUUCGAUGAUCUCAGGUUAUGCACAACACGGCCAUGUGAACAACGCUCUCCAGGUGUUUGACGAAAUGCGGAGACAAAACAUGGAGAUGGAUGGUGUGACUUUCAUUGGUGUCAUUUCUGCCUGCGUGCACGUUGGACUAGUGGAGGAAGGUCAAAGGUACUUCGACAUGAUGGUUAGAGAUCACUGUGUUGAGCCGACGAUGGAGCAUUAUUCUUGCUUGGUUGAUCUCUAUGGCCGAGCUGGAAAGCUUGGGAAGGCCAUGGAUAUCAUCAAUGGAAUGCCAUUUCCACCUAGUGCAACCGUGUGGCGAACCCUACUGGGUGCUUCCCGUGUGCACCGCAAUCUAGAGCUCGGAACACUUGCAGCCGAAAAGCUGAUCUCUUUGCAGCCACAAGACUCUGCAGCUUAUGUCCUGCUGUCGAACAUGCAUGCAAUGGCGGGGAACUGGAAGGAGAGAGCCAGAGUGAGGAGUUUGAUGGAUGGGAGAAAGGUGAAGAAGGAAGCUGGGUACAGUUGGAUCGAGGUGAAGAACAAGACUUACUCAUUUUUGGCGGCUGAUUCGUCUCAUCCAAUGUCCAACGAGAUAUAUGAGAAGCUUGAGGAGCUGCGGAUGAGGUUGAAAGAUGCUGGGUAUCAGGCUGAUACUGAUCAUGUGCUGCUUGAUGUUGACGAAGAACACAAAGAGGCCAUUCUUUCUCAGCACAGUGAGAGGCUAGCGAUUGCUUUUGGGUUGAUUGCUACGCCACCAGGUACUCCAUUGCGGGUCAUGAAGAAUCUCAGAGUCUGUGGAGACUGUCAUGUUGUGAUUAAGUUGAUCUCCAAGAUAGAAGGGAGGUACAUUGUUGUUAGGGAUACGAACCGGUUUCAUCAUUUUAAGGAUGGGUCGUGCUCUUGUGGAGAUUAUUGGUGACAGCCCAUUAAAGGCCAGCUGGUAAUCUGGAUAGGCUGUUGGCUUGGAUGAGCCAUGGUGUCAGGCGGGUCAGUUGCCCAAGGAAUUUGAAGUGCUGGGGAGAAGCCGACAUGGGGGUGCUACUACCGUGGAGAAUUAGAAGAAAAGAUUUUAAUUCUUCACUGUCAUCUGGAGGUAAAGUUUGUUACUCUUCUGCUUGUUUUUUAUGGAUCAAAGAAGAAAAGCAUGCUAGUCCUUUUCAAUUUGCCUAGUCUUGUUCAUCAAAACUCUGUGCCGUUCUGCACAAGAAAUAGUUAUAUGUAUAUCGUUCUAUCAGACCUACUCCGUGUUUAGUCAUGUUGUAAUCUUCAGUCGAUUGUGUUUUCUUAUCAUAACUUUAUUCAAUGUAUAGGUGUUAGGAGAGCAAGAUCAAGUGAUGGAAUCAUCUGAGAAGCAUCUUCAUUUAUUUGUUAGUUGCUAGUGGUGUUGAUAAAGAAAACAGUGUGUUGUAAGCUGAAGGCUGAAGGCUGAAGGUCAUGAAGAUAAUUGGAAAGGAUUUCAUUAGCUUCUUUGAUGCUAACGUGUUUUGGGCUGGGGGAUAAAGCCUGAUUACCUUGUUCUCCAAGAAACUUUAUCCUGGACUGGGAGGAACUUCUUACACAAUUCAAGAGCCACCUCAAUGUUGAACUUCUGGAGGGCAUGAAGCUGAUCGUUGAGCCUCUCAAACUGCUACAUAAAGAUGAGGUAUCAGUUUCAAGAUCUCCUCCCAAAAGAUCUAUGUCUGUGUGUUUGCUAAUUCGUUCUAACCUGAGCUCUACACCUUCCUGCAUGAAGGUUCUUGCAGUGAGAGUGUAGAAUAAUGUAACAGAAGCCAAUGCUUUGCAUAUCCUCUCUCAGGGCUCAUCUUAGACCAUACCAAUACAGUUACCUACUAUUCUUUCAUUAGAGCAUUUGAUUGAAGUUAUUACUCGAGGGGAACGACCACUAAGCUAGAUGCAUGCACGCAUCAGUACCUUCGAUAAUUAAAAGCGCAUCAAGUUAGUUGCAUAUCUGUAGGAGAGUGUUACAUGGGCAGAUUUUGAAUGCAUGUGAAAUUACUUUCAUCAUCGUGUAACAUUACCCGGGUCCACAUUAGGACUAGCUCGUGCUAAUCAUUGUUGUUCAUAAUCUGCCUUGAAAUUUCAGGUACUGUUUGAACUCAAGUUCCUUGCUAAUGUUAAAACCGAGCCAUGACAUCAGAGCCUCCAGCACGAAUGCUGUUGCCGGGAUGUAUUUUGCAGAUGCUAUGUUUUUUCGCUCUUGGUCAUGAUUUCGCUGGGGUGCACAGCCAGUUUGCCAUUGAGCCCCUGGGUUUGCAUGAACUAAAUUCAUUAUGGUCCGCAAUGCAACAUUCGUGAGGCUUUGAUGGCUUGUGGGGAAGAAUAGCAAUGAUGUCUAAGCUUACGACUUCAUACACAUGCAGUGACAAGGAGACAAAUAGCUAUACGCUGAGAUGGGAAUGGAGAUGCCUAUUUAAUGUCACAACCCGACCCGUUCAUUAGACACAACAAAUAAACAGAACGCACUUGCCAUGGCUUCGGUUUAUAUUCAAAUUUCAAAGUGGCCAAAAGCUACAAGCUUGAGCUGUUACAACUAUCGGAACUCAGACCUUCACCUUCUCCAGAAGAGUUGGCAUACAAGAAAAGUCGACUUCUUUCAGCCCUUGUCUCUGUCAAUCCAUGUUAAGGACUCCGAUCAUCCUCGAGCCUUUCUAAUAACCAAUGCAAAAUCUCAGCAGGCUGCAAUCAACCUCCGUUGUUCGUCCUGUUCUGAGAAACCUAAGCAGUUUAGUUGCCCAUUGCCACAGGACACCAGCAGAGGAUGCAUUCCUACGCGUUCUCUUCAUACGGCAAUGGCAUAUGAUGGCAAAGAUGCAGGCGAGCAGCAGAGCUAAUGUUGCUAGCGCCCGAUGUUUAAUUGUGCUUCGAGCCAAAGACAUGCCUGAAUAAUUUGCUACAUAAAAUGCAUGAAACCUU
Molecule: messenger RNA, 5018 nt
Organism: Linum trigynum
Lineage: Eukaryota; Viridiplantae; Streptophyta; Magnoliopsida; Malpighiales; Linaceae
Source: the annotation of a GenBank genome assembly